Melanaphis sacchari is the source of this 762-nucleotide messenger RNA. Its product is annotated as protein ALP1-like. NCBI's taxonomy places the organism in Eukaryota, Metazoa, Arthropoda, Insecta, Hemiptera, Aphididae. The transcript has a single exon. The record is from RefSeq and is a predicted model, not a curated record. Bases 1 to 762 code for a protein of 253 amino acids.
AUGCCUAUUCCAACUGAACAAAAGUGGAAAGAAAUUGCAUUAGAGUUUUGGACUUGCUGGAACUUCCCCAAUUGUUUAGGUGCUAUCGAUGGCAAACAUGUUACAAUCCAAGCUCCUUCUAAUAGUAGAUCACAAUAUUUCUGUUAUAAAAAAACAUUUUCUAUAGUUUUAUUAGCAUUAGUUGAUGCUCAUUAUAAUUUUAUAGCUGUAGAUGUGGGAAGUUUUGGUAAAAAUAGUGAUGGAGGCAUCAUGGCUCAUUCAAAAUUAGGGAAAGCUCUUGAUCAAAAUAAACUGAAUGUACCACCAAAAGAAGCGUUGCCAGGAACUACAAAUGAAGUACCGUACGUUAUUUUAGGCGAUGAAGCCUUCCCAUUAAAAACGUAUUUACUGAGACCAUAUCCCGGAAAACAGCUAGAUUGUAACGAAAAAAGAGUAUACAACUAUCGUCUGUGCCGAGCAAGACGAGUUGUGGAAAAUGCAUUUGGUCUAUUAUCACAAAAGUUUAAAAUAUAUAAUAGACGAAUGCAAGCUAAACCAGAAAAUGCUGAUGUAAUUAUAUUAACAACAUGUGUACUUCACAAUUUUAUAAAAAAAUAUGACGGGAAGUUAACUUAUGUUCGUGACAAUAAACAAACGAGUGAGGACCGUUCAACUCCUAUAAAUUUGACAAAUAUUUCAGUACAAGGUGGAAAUGCAACACGAGAAGCUUUUGGUAUCAGAGAAACAUACAAACAAUUUUUUAAUUCCCGUGUGGUUCUAUAA